CGCAGCCGGCGCCGCGGUUCCUUCCCGUAGAAGUGGGUAGGGUGGGGCGGAAGGGGUUAAUAGCUGCCUGCCUUCCUCCAGUGUAGCGGGUGGUAAUUGCCAGACCAGGCAGCAGCCUGAGAGAAGCCGGUGGGGCUCGCGGGGGAAGGACUUCGGCUGCCUUGUUGCAGAGUCUGCUAAUUCCCGAGGAGUCCUUGGUGGCUUGCCUGCUGUUUUUGUGGCGCGUUUAUUUUAUUUUUCAUUUAUCUGCCCCCCCGCCCCGCUUCUUGCUGCUGCGGGACUUGCCGGUGUGCGCGUUGCAGCCCUGGAAGGAGCAGCUCUCCCUCUCGCCCCCUCCCAGCCUCACCUAGGGCUGGCGCUGCCUCUGCCAUUGCUGCUCCUGCUUCAGCAGCCCCUGAAAGUUUCCUCCCUGUAAGGACUCUCCUGAAAAGGAAUAGGGAGAGCCCCUCGCCUGGGGACCGCCGGGCCCCCUCUCCACGCCGGGGCUGAGCGGAGGGGCAGGAAGAGAGAAUUUCUCAAUUAAAGAAGAGAAGGCAAGGCUGGGGGUGGUCCCCUUCCUCCCCCAGUUCGGUCCUGUCUGAUCUAGGCAGUUGGUCUUGAUUUUCUGCGAAGGGAAAGAAGAGAAUUUUAAAUGCAAGCCAAGUUGUAAAGGAGGCGAGAGGGACCCGUCGGUGCUGUGGGUUGUCGGAGCCCCGGGAGCACUCGGACCGGCCAAGAUUUCUCAGCUGGUUUGGGUCCUGUCUCCUUUCACCGAAGGGGGGGAACUGUGGACUCAGAAGCAAGUCUGCGGUCUGACUGCGUCCCACCUCGUUUGUUUUAAGGACAUUAAGGAUAAUUAGGACCGCCUCAAGGUAAUCCUUUGGAGAUUGUGUCAAGAUGUAGAACUCUGCUCCCUGGACUAUAAGCACAUCUCCUGAUUGAAGCAGUGUAAUGAAAACAAAAUUCACUUUGCUUUAUGUAAGUAAGACAGACCUGGGAGACUUGGCAAUGAGCUGUUUUCUUUCCUGCUUUUAUCAAUGGAGUCUGAAUCUUACAAGGUUGAUAUGAAGAUAUACAUUCUGAAAUACUGAAGCAGAAGAAGAGCUCCACCAGAAGCAUGAAUGAUACACAGUUUCAAUCUGGUUCAUUUCGAGCAGUUUGAGUGUGGUGCCGUGAGAGAUGCUGUUGUCCAUGACAGGAUGGGAUUAUUAUGAUCAAAUACUCUAUUUUGACUUCACCCAGUGGCCAAGAGCUUCAUAUGGUAGACAGCCAAGGACUGGACUUUUACUAAUAGUGUAACAGGCUCGUGACUGAGGAGUAGACAACAUCGGUGGAGUCAUGCUUCACACGGCCAUAUCAUGCUGGCAGCCAUUCCUAAGUCUGGCUGUGCUGCUCGUUUUCAUGGGGUCCACCAUAGGCUGCCCAGCCCGCUGUGAGUGCUCAGCACAGAACAAGUCUGUUAGCUGUCACAGGAGGCGCCUGAUCUCCAUCCCUGAGGGUAUCCCCAUCGAAACCAAAAUCCUGGAUCUAAGCAAGAACCGCCUGAAGAGUGUCAACCCUGAGGAAUUCACAUCCUACCCGCUGCUCGAGGAGAUAGACCUCAGCGACAAUAUUGUUGCCAAUGUAGAGCCUGGAGCCUUUAACAAUCUUUUCAACUUGCGCUCUCUGAGACUGAAAGGAAACCGUCUGAAGCUAGUCCCGCUAGGGGUUUUCACAGGGUUGUCAAACUUAACAAAGCUUGAUAUAAGUGAAAACAAGAUUGUCAUUUUGCUGGACUACAUGUUUCAGGAUUUGCAUAACCUGAAGUCCCUUGAGGUUGGGGACAAUGAUUUGGUUUAUAUAUCCCAUAGGGCCUUCAGCGGACUGCUUAGCCUGGAGCAGCUCACCCUGGAGAAAUGCAACCUAACAGCUGUACCAACAGACGCCCUUUCCCACCUUCACAACCUCAUCAGUCUGCAUCUGAGACAUCUCAACAUUAACCUUUUGCCUGUGAAUGCCUUUAAGAGAUUGUUUCGCCUAAAAGACCUGGAGAUCAACUAUUGGCCUUUACUGGACAUGAUGCCUGCCAAUAGCCUGUAUGGUCUCAACCUCACUUCUCUCUCAGUCACCAACACCAACCUGUCUGCAAUACCUUAUUCUGCUCUUAAACACCUGGUUUACCUGACACACCUAAACCUCUCCUUCAACCCCAUAAGCACCAUUGAGGCAGGCAUGUUUGCAGACUUGGUGCGUCUGCAGGAACUGCACAUGGUGGGGGCCCAGUUACGUACCAUUGAACCACAUGCUUUCCAAGGGCUCCGGUUCUUGCGUGUACUUAAUGUGUCCCAGAACCUGUUAGAAACGCUAGAAGAGAAUGUAUUCCAUUCCCCCAAAACUCUUGAGAUCCUCUGCAUUAACAACAACCCCCUGGCUUGUGAUUGCCGCCUCCUUUGGCUAUUACAAAGGCAGCCCACCUUACAGUUUGGUAGCCAGCAGCCCAUGUGUGCCGGCCCAGACAGCGUCAGAGAGAAGCUGUUCAAAGACUUUCACAGCACCGCCCUUUCCUUUUACUUCACCUGCAAGAAACCCAAGAUACGGGACAAGAAACUGCAGUACCUGGUAGUGGAGGAAGGACAGACUGUGCAGCUGACAUGCAAUGCCGAUGGGGAUCCUCAACCUACCAUCUCCUGGGUGACGCCGCGACGGAGGCUGAUCACAACUAAAUCAAAUGGAAGAGCCACGGUGCUGGGAGAUGGCAUGCUGGAGAUCCGAUUUGCUCAAGAUCAAGACACUGGGAUCUAUGUUUGUAUUGCAAGUAACGCAGCUGGGAAUGACACGUACACAGCCUCCCUUACAGUAAAAGGAUUCACUUCAGACCGUUUCCUUUACGCCAAUAGGACCCCUAUGUAUAUGACAGACUCCAAUGACACCAGUUCCAAUGGAACCAAUGUGAACACCUUCUCUCUGGACCUUAAGACAAUACUGGUGUCCACAGCCAUGGGCUGUUUCACAUUCCUUGGAGUUGUUUUAUUUUGUUUCCUACUUCUUUUUGUGUGGAGCCGAGGGAAAGGCAAGCACAAAACCAGCAUUGACCUUGAGUAUGUCCCCCGCAAAAACAAUGGUGCUGUAGUUGAAGGAGAGGUUGCUGGACCACGGAGGUUCAAUAUGAAAAUGAUUUGAUGGUAUACUGCUAGCAGUGCUUUUUCUGUGGCAUUAUAACCAAUUAAACAAGCCUGGCAUGUGGAAUUGCUAGGCAGAGGCAGCUUAAUGCAGCUGUCACUGUGUCAAAUGGUUAUGUGGAAAUGGAAAGACUAUUUGGGGUUGUACAGUAGAGCCUCCUAACCUUGAGGCAUGUGUGUCAGGGCCUUUCAAAUAGUUGGUAAAUGGUACUAAUUGUUUGCAUUGCAAAUAUUGGCAUUCUGGGGAUCUCAGUAAUGAACUGUUGGCUCAUGUUCAUGGACAGUUGUUCAACAUUUUCUACCACUACAAAAAAGAAAGGGGAAAAAAACCUACAGUGUAGGAUUUACAUAUUUAAAAAGACACAUUUGUCUAAAACAUACUCUACAGUGAAAUUUGUAUCUAUAGAUCUCAUUUGUUAAAGCCUUGCAUCAUACCUUAUAGUUGGUUCAACACCACAAAGAAAUUGAUCUUAUCUUUUUUUAAUAUACAUAUAUACUGUGUACAUUUUAAAGCAAUAUGAAUGAGAGGUUGUGCUUUGAGAUAUCCACCGAGACUGACCCAAGUGUGAUGUCACUCCUCCCCUUAACUAUAGUCAAACCCAAAAUUAGACCUCUGUAGUUACCGAUGAGACAACACAAGAUACUUUUCUUUUCACGUAGAAGACCAGAGAGGCAUAGCUUAGGGCACAAAUGUUCUGCUCUGUUGAUCUUCUCUUCAUAUAAAUAAAAGGCAUGUGCCUAGUUUUGAUACAGAAUGGAAUAUUUUUUAUAUCUGUGAUAUCACACUGGACCAGUUUACUGUAACAAAGCCCUGGUUCUCACCCAGGAGAGCUCAACCUACUAGGCAUAGCAGACAUAUAAAGGAGAUAAAUUAUACUUUAAAAAAAGAGAUCUGUUUUUGUCACCCCUUGGUUUUAAUUUCCAAGCCAUUGUUAAAAUAUUAAUGUGUACUGGGAGGGGGGGGAAGAAAGAAGGUAAUGCAUUCUGUAUACUCCUAGGGAAAUAUGGUCACCUUAGUAUAUUUGAGGAAGUGAAUUAAAAUGUACAAAAGCUCUGUUGAUAGGAAUGAACUCUUCUCCAAUGCCAAUAAACCAGGGUUAUCCAUGCAUAAUACGAGGAUUAUGCGACUAAAGAAAUGUUUAAAACAUGAUAGCCUCCAAAAGGCCAAAGUACUGCCAAUUAUAGUGAACUUCUAGCCACUGUCAAUCUCAUCCCAGAUAUUUAUAAAUAGCAUAUAAACACAAACGCUAAUUUCCAUUAACAGAUUACUUCAGCUAUUCUAUCUGCCAUUUUAAGAAUUGUAUUGUCUUGGGGUUUUUUGGGACAAUGGCCCAGAGCAGGAGGGGGUAAUCUGUGUUUUUUGUGGAGGAGAGAAGGCAAGGGAACAUUGGUUAUGUUUAUAUAUGUGUUUGUUUUAUUCCUCUAAAGAUAAUGCAAAAAGGGCUCGGAACUGGAACUGUAAUGUCAACUCAUUGUACUGUUGGUAUCAAAAAAGAUAUUUUAGAGUACUAGUAUUUUCCAACUCUUGCUGGGAGAGGGUAGUGUUUAACCACCUUUUAAUGUCCUAAUAAAUAUGAGCCAUAGAUUAAUUUAUUUCAAUGUUUGGUUAACAAUUAUAUAUGAUUUAUAAAUUAUUUGGAAUAACUUUGAGUAAGAAUAAUAAUCAAUGUGUUUGAUUUUAUACCCAUUCUAGUUAAUCUAGGGUAAACUGUUCAAAAGUGCCUAUGUGAUUUAGGAGCCUACGUCUCAUUUUGAAGAUUUGACAUGGACACUUUGAAGCAUAAAUCAGAUUGACUGACUCCAAUUGGGACUUAGCCACUUUUGAAAAUGUUACCCAUGUUCUUUGGCUGAGAUUUUCACAGCAUAGCUAUGGGAUUUAGACACAUUUCUUCUAUUGUUAUCAAUAAAGGGAGGUGUUUAAAUCCCCUAGGCUACAGUCUGUCCAGGCAGAUCCCUGAUCAAGAUACAGGAUCAGGACCUAGAUUGCACUGAAAAUCUCAACCUGUUGUUUUCAGUGGCUGAUCUCAGUUUAAACCAUUGCUACAUUUCAUGCAGUUGAGGACUACGGGGGGUGUUCCCUUUUUUUAUGCACCACAUUAGAUUACUGGGGAUUUAUAUGAUGGGGACUAAUCCUUUUGUCCUUUGAAAUUUUAUGGAAUUUUAAUGAAAUGAAGUGACCCCUGAAUAAACACGUGAUAACGGAGAGAUUGUUUUUGCUGAUCAAACAGCAGAGCCACUGAAACACUAUUGUACCUUUAUAUGGAUAGUUAAAUAAAUAAAUGAGGGGGAAAAGAUGGCUGAAUUAUCAAUUGGAUACAUUUCCAUUUGCCUUUCCCUUGUAAUUAUCAUUUAUCCAUUAGCAAUCCAUUUCCCCUGUAGUGGUGAUGACCUGAUUUAACUGACAAUAAAAUCAACGUUUUGAGCAAAAGUGCUGCUGAAUUCUGGUUUAGGUGGUUGGUAUAAAUCCAAGUGGAUGAUUUUUUGUUUUGUUUUGUUUUGUUUUCUUUACUUUACAUUACACAAAAAAGGAAAAAGAAAGCGAUGGGAAAACCAGGAGGAGCUGUAUUCAUAGAAAUUAAUCUAGAAUUAAUUGUGUUUUCAAGUUUAACUAGUACCCCACUGCUGAACCCCCCUCAGCCCCACCCCACCUGGAAAAAGUAUCUCAGAAGUAAUGAAAUAGUUAUUGUGCUGUUAGGGUAUCUGAGCGGUCCUGGAAUUGGCAACUUAAAUGAAAAAUGAUGUGGGUAGUAAAAUCCAUAACUAUGCAGGCCUUGCAGAGACUUAGUUCAUAGGACUACACGCAGCAAGAGGUAGAGGAUUGUAGUACAUUCUGGGCUUUGUUGUCCCAGCACUGCUGUUUGCUCACAGCCUGAUUCUGUUACCCUCGCAUUAGGUAGUACACUACUCCUUUAGACAGCCCCAUUUAUUUCAUUGGGACUUUGCAAAGAGUAAGGUACCACUUAACAUGGGUAAAGAUGGCAGAAUAGAGCACUAAUCAUUUUAUCCCCAUUUUGUUUUUUGGCUUCCCAUGAACCUGAUCCUAUUAUACGCGGGCAUCCGCCAUUGCCUUCACUGGGUGAGCAAAGAAUGCAGGUUCUGACUCCAGGUAAGCACUUCGCUGCUCUGUUUGCAAACAUACGGGAGCAGUGACCACAGGAAUAUUUAUUCUGCCCCUUCUGCACUUCCAACCUAUGUCUUGUUUGGACCAGUUGCUCACCUGCCUUUGAAAGCAGGGAGGGGCUGCAGCUUCCUUUACUGCAGGCCAGUUUAGUUUCAGAUGAAUUAAACUGAGUUUAAUGGGACUGUUGUUGCUGCUCAGGGGUCUACCCUAGCAUAUCCCAGUGCAUGAUCGGGGCCUGCCAAUGAAAGAAAGUGAUCACAAAUUGAACACUUAGCCCUAGCUUUUACUUGUCUUUUGUCUACCUCCAAAGAGCUGGUUGUAAGGACUUACAGACAGUACAAAUGCAAGUGGCAUCCCGUGGUGAUUAAAGCACCAGAACUGUGAGCAGCAGCAAUGCAGUACAUGGUUCUUUUGAAAGGAAGAAGUUGGAAGAGUUGAGAGCAGCAGAAGUCCCAGGGGGAGAAUGCAUCAGAGGGACUGAAGAAAGGAGGCUCAUCACUCAUCCCACUUCUAAAAUCUGUAAGACCCAGACUGCAUCUCCCAAACAAAUAAAUCCCCCUGCUUUGACAAGCAAAGAUCACAUUGUGCACCUGCCUUGUAAUCUGUAGCAUGCAUGAAUACUGUGACUCCCCAAAACUGCAUUAAAAAGGAAUUUGGAGCAAUAUCAAAAGGAAAGAGUCACAAGGUGAUAUUAGAACAUCAUGACACUAGGCUCAGGAUGAAGGGCAACCAGCACCCAAGUACACUGACAUUUCUAGACUUCCAGCUACCCUGUGUGAUACGGUAUACAAACCCCACAUUGGGCCCGAAGGGGUUAAAGGACUGUACUGAGCCCAGGUAGCCCCAGCUCUCCAGACCUGCAGCGCUUGCUCCAGCUGGAGUGAAAGCUUAAAAAGGAGCAACUGAGUUCUGAAGAAGACAGACUUACCCUGAGGGCUUCUAGACAGGCGUGGCUAAGAAGCAUCCCUGUGUGGAAGAGAGCUGCUUGGUGGGGGCUGAAGGUUUAGUUGACUGUUCUUUUGUUAUCGAUAUUGGACUUGGAGCUGUGAGAAGAGAGAGAUGGUAGGAAGUGCCCCAGGGAGGGUAACUCUGAGGGCACUCCAGGGUGCCAGACACUGCUGACUCUCAGAGGGCCCUGGAUCGCAGCCCACUGGAGUGGGAGGGCCCAGGCUACCCUACCAACUGCCGCUGCUGCAGGGGAGCAUAAGCACAUUCCAGUCUCACUCCCCCUCUGAUACAAAGAGGGCAAGGACUCUGCAAACUGAAGAUGAAGUUAAACCCAUCCUUUGGUGAGGAACUUGACUGAAAGGCCUUCCCGCUGAGAGGCAAUAUGGGUGUGCUACCCACUGGACCACCUGGUCCCCUGAGAGCUCUAUUACACCCUACAAUAUUUUUUUGUUCUGGCCUUACUCUUCAGCCAGGCAACAUCCACUGCCAACAUUCUCCCACCCAUCAACUCAGCUGGACUCACUGAAUUUCCUCCCAUUCAGGCAGCCCAGCCUUCCUGAACAGACUAUUUUUGUUCUAUAUUCUCCUUGCAGGUGUCAAUAGCUGGCUGCGUUUUCAGAAACCAUUUUUGAAAUAAGGCAGGAGAUUAUGAACUCUUAGAGGGUUAGUGGUGCAAUAUGGUGUGUUAGGUGUGGGGCAUUUUAAGGCUGUCUUUAAAGAUUUCCUCUACUACAUCACCCAAAAUAUACAUUUUCUUUCCCAUAUAUUGCAUCAUAACAUGGAUCUGUAAGUGAUACCAUCACCAUGCAGAAAGGUAUGAAAUCACACCCUCAACGUUAUGAAAUGACAUAGAAAUCCAGUUAUGGGAGACACUCUAAAUACUCAUCCUUAUUAUUGCACAUUAUUGAUAAAACAGGAGCCCCCAGAGCCCCAGGAAGGAUAGCCACCAGCUAUGCUAAGCACUUUAUAAACUGAUAUAUACACGUUCCAAGAUUCAAGGGUAAUCCCCCCCACACACUCAUACCGCUCUGAGAGAGCCUGUGGUGAGAUAGACAUAAGAAAGAAAUAACUGAAAAGCCAUUUAUUUCAUCCAAUAGUUAAGAGAAGAUUAAUUGUUGCUGGUGCGGGGUUAAAAGUUAAAUAACCGCCAUGGGGAAUAACAAACUAUGUGAUAGGUCAACUGAUCAUUGGGCUGGUUGCUGGAGAGUCACUGAGAAUGAGUGAGAUUUUUCAAAGCCAUAGAAGCAGUUUGGAUGCCCAGCUCCCAUUAAAUGUUAUAGGACGUGUGCACCCAAAUCCCUUAGGCAGUAUCUCAGUCAGUUGCUUAGGUGAUUUCCUCUCCAUUUGUCUUUCUUCUAGCUCUUCACACACAUGCCCUUCACAUGACUUUGACCCCAAGUACUGAUUUGGAGGAAUUUCAUUGAGUAUUUGGGACCUAGAGCUCAAAGUAGAAUCUUACGAUGUGUGAACCUUGCCCAAGAACUAGGUUUGAAUUAAUUUUCCCUGCCAAUGAAACCAGCCAUGUUUUGAACAGUUCUCCUUGCUACUGAGAUAAUCACAUGCCGACAGCAAUCUGUAGGUUGAAUUAUUCUGAUUUUUUCCCCUUUUACUAGAAGCAGGUGCUUUGAUAAAAUGCCAGCCUGAAAUAGACAUCUUUAUUUAUAGCAUGAACAGAAUGAGAAAAGUACUGGAAUAGUCAAGAAAAAUGUUCCAUUUUAUUUUAUUUUAUUUUAUUUUAUUUUAUUUUUAAGGAAAACUUUAUCCCUAAUCUGCAAAAUAGAAAACAGAUGAGCAGAUUUUCAUCUUGUAACUUGCUAACUGACAUUUUAUUCUAACUGGUGCCAAAAUAUCUGUAUCCAAUGAGCAAAGGUAUUAAAGCAAAAGAACUGAAGCCAGACUUAUCUCAAUUAGGCUGGUGGAAAUCAGGAGUAACUCCAAUCAUUAUAAUGGUGGCAUUCCUGAUUUACAUUGGUAAAGCUGGUAUUGGCAUCUGGCCCUUUGUUUUCUAUACUAAGAGGGCUAGCAUGAAAAACAUGCAGAAUGUAUGUUUUAUUUAUUUUUCACUUCGUUGGCAUACGUUCUGUUCAGAUUGCUUUCAUAGUUACCAUUGCUGGCUGAGCAGGAGAUGAAUAUUCAGAUUUGCAAUAAAUAAAUAAACACAACAGACCCAAACUAACAAGCUGUACAUUGCUAUGUGUGGUAAUAGCAAAUCAGCUGCCAUAUAUACUCACGUAUAAAUCCAGAAUUUUAAGCUAAAAUUUCAAGUUAACUGUUGGGGAGGGGUCAGUUUAUACAUGGGAUAAUGAAGCAUUGUUUUGGAAUGCAAACGGUUAUUUAAUAACAAAUAAAUUUAUAUUAUGGUAGAGGCCAGCAAGGUUGGGCACCCACUGUGCUCAUAUUAAAUGACUGUCCCUGCUCCAAAAGAACUUACAAUCUAAAACUGUCUUAUAUGCAAGUAUAUAUGAUAACAAGUGUCUCAUUGUUUGGGGAGGGGUUUUCAUAGCAUAUAAAUAUUAUUAUAUUGUCACACAUACCGAAAUCCAUCUGCAAGCAUCUGUAGUUCAUAUGUAUACAUUUGUGUGCGCAAAAAUAAGUCACAUUUGAUUUUUUUUAAACUUGUGGGUUUUUUUAAAUGUGAUUUAACUUUUGAAAUGUGAUUUUUAAAAGGUGAUGAGGUAAAGCAGAAAAACAGUUGUGUUGUAUUUUAUUUUAAAUAUAUAUGGUAAUAAUUACGGAUGGGAAAUGAAACAGCCCCGUUUUAUGAUCUAUGAAGCAGAUGGCAACUUGGGUUUGUCUGAAAGCUUGUUUCAAAAUAUUGCUAAUGCUAAUGACAAAGAACUUUGUUUCUCAUGAGAACUGUCCUGGAUGUCAUUUUUUGUUUCAUUUUGUUUUGUUCUUAGGGCUUAUGUUACGGUGUGUAUCAUACAUAGCCAAAAUAACCAAUCCUAAAUAAAUCAUUCCAUGGACUUGUAAAACUUAUUGAGAAAACUGAAGAAAGUUUACACUUCCAUCAUAACAGUUCGCUUUCUUCCAGGAGGUAAUGAAAUGUAAGCAAGCAAAGAAAAAUUGUAGUCUACUCACAUUGAGUCCUGAAGUCCUUAGUCAAAACUCGAAAUGAAGGCUAAGAAAAAGGUGAUGAACAACAUAAUUUAUUUUAAAGUGGAUCUUGAUAAGUUUAUUAAUGGGAUUAUUUGACGAGGCUGUCUGUGAUAGCAGGAGACUGGACUCUUUGAUCCAGGUGGUUCCUUCCCAUUCUAUGAUCCUAUCACUAUCAUCCGCUAUAGGUUAUUGGGGGGCUUGAACCUAUGAGCUUUUGAACUAAAAGUAUGAGGCUGUACUGCUUGAGGUAAAGGACUAAAACUCCCAAGCUGGUAAGUGUAAUAGACCCUUUAAUCUCUAAUGUGCACAAUACAACCCCAAUAUCAGGGAAAUGUCCUAAUUUCAAGUUCACUGACUGGGGGAUUGUCAUCCCGGGAGAGUAGGGAACUUCAUCAGAUAAAACACUUGAGAACAUGGAAGAGCAGGGAGAUGGAUUGUAUGACCUAACUGGCUUUUUCCAUCUCAUUUGUUUCUAUUAUUAUUAUUUUUUUAAGCAUUCUGCCAUGAUUCACUAAAGUAAGCUAACUCGUCAGGGUUCACAUAAUGUUAGACAACAAAGUGACGGAUAUUUAUCUGCAUGCAAGAUAAAUAUCGAAAUUCUUUUGUUGCUGAUGGCAUAGUUCAGCCAUUAGCACAGGACUUCAUUGCUUUUGAGUUCUGUCUCCCAGCUAGCCACAUCUUAAAACUCCCAGGCAUGGGGAAAAUGUGAUGAACAAGUCAUGUCCCCAGGAUAGGUGUGGAGAGGGGGGAUUUCCAUGUACAAAGUUCAACCCUCCAUCCCUACCUCACAUAUUACCCUCUGUAAGGUCAAGGGCAAGCAAUUGAGCCCAUGAUGGGAAGAGACCGGCAGGACCCCUACACACCUGCCCCAUAGAGACUACAGUGGGAAGGUAAGACAGCCACAGACUGUAUAUUGCCUUUUCUGUAGAGCCUUCUGUGCUGAAGAAUCUCCUCCUUAAAGGCGGGUCCCAGGAGAAGCCCUAGUAGCAUGACUCCAUCGGAAAGACAUUGCCAGGAGGUAGGGGGACUCUACGGGAUUUGAAAGCGAUCCCAAAUACUAUUCCUUCUGAGGUAGGGUAAGCUCUGCCUCCCCCUCCCCCCCCAUGCCCUCUGGGAUGUGAAUCUUGUGGAGUUUUCUUCCAUCUUAGCCCCAUCUCCGGAGUUUUAUGGAGGGAAGAGGGAGUCCAGAGACUUAAUCUUAUCUUCACAGAGGUUUUCCAAAAUACAGUCCCUUGUGUGGGAUCAAAUUGUCUGCUGGGGAGAAACAAGUUAGAGCUUUACUCAGCAUAUAUCUACUCAGCAGGGGUAAAACCAGUGGAAGUUUUGCCAUGUAUUUCAAUAGUGCCUGGAUUUCUCCUUAGGUCUUUCUCAUGAUCAGUGCUGUUGGAAAGAGCCAGAGGUAGAGUCCUGGCCUAUCCCUGCCGUCAGAAGUCUCAUCUGCCCUUGGCACAGGGAGAAGGAGCUAGAGGAAAGGAGAACUACAUGCCGAGAGUUUUAUCAGUCUGUGCUGUCAGAUGCAGAACAGCCUUGUGCUCACUUUGGAGCUUUUAUUUGCAGGAUCACUGAACUAAGAUUUAACUGCUUUGUUGCCGUAAAAACAUGACUGACGCCAGCAGGGCUGUUUGCACCCAGAGGGAUUCAACUUGAGGAAGGAUAGGUGUGGUGUUAUCAUCACAGCAGGUUGAACACCCACUGGAAUCUCAUUGAUGGAAGCAGUGAUAUGGCGGUGCUGAAUCAGUGCUCUCCUCAGUCGUCCUGACAAUGUCUCCACCCAUCUUUGAGGCCCCCAAUGCUAUUUUCUUCUCCCCAGCAGAAGAGAGGUUUUGGCUGCUUUCUGCCACUGCAGUCUCCUCACUUGGCAGUGUCGAUGCCAGGGACCUCCAUCAGUGUCUACAUUGGCCAAAGCUGGUAUUAGACCUGAGGUGAAUUUGGCUCAUUUUCAUUUCCUUUCUUUUCCUUUCAAUCUGAGAAUACCAUUGCCAGUCUGCAAGCUGCAUUCAUCCCACCACCUCACAGUGAGUUGAGAACACUGCGGUUCAGAAAGAUGCACAAGAUGUCCUGAAAGAGCUCUUUGCCUCUAAUUUUUAUGAUUCUUUUAUGCAGUUAUGGUUGCUUUUCUGGGCUACCUGAUGUUGUCUCCAGAAAUAUAACCUGUUCCAAUAUCACAAGUUAUCAUCUGGUCUUGUCUGAUGUAUCCAGAUCUUACAGCGGACAGGUCAGAGAACACCAUCACCACCACCCUGGGCAAUAAAUCACUGGCAAUCUCCUUGAAAAUUUCAGCACAGGGACUGAAUGGACAUGGAGAAUGAACUCCUCUCUUCCCCAUAAAGCUGACCCCUUCAGGAGAGGUAUGAGACACAUUGGCAAGUCAUAAUAAGUAGUUUUCUGCUAUCUCCAUCUGGGGCAGUAGGAGUUUUGCAAGAGAUUUUUCAAAACCACCAAAUAUAUCUAGGAGCACAAUUUUUAUUGAAAAUCAGUGGUCUCUAUGCGCCUGGAGGCUCUAGGGAUUUUGAAAAUCUCUUUCUAGGGAUGAAUAGAAGACUUCAACGACUAUCAAAUCACUGAAAUUGCCUUUAAAUAAAUAAACUUUAAAAAAGUAGGGGGAGGGUGAAAUACUUGGAUAUUUUCCCCCCUGCAUUCACAUCAACCUCUAUUUCUCUUACCAGAUACUUGAUUCAACAUGUUUUCAUGUGAGCUGGAAAGACAGGAAUGGGGGAGUUGAAAGCCUUUCAUGUUUAAAUGACAAAAUGCAUCCAAAAGGUUUGUCAGAUCUCAAGUGAACGCAGUCUUUGAAGAGGAUAGGGAGGAAGGGAGAGUAGAAUGCGGCAGAUUUGUUGUUAACCCCUGGUCCCAUAAGAUUAUAUACUCCUGAGUGUGGAGAGCUCACACUAUCUUUUGAACCAUGUAACCCCUGCAUUUAGCCUUCCAUAUUGGGGUCAUGUUUGGAGUGGCAGCACAAGGGGGCCUGUGUAUCCCUUGCAUUCUCUGGAUUGAAGGAAUGUGUGCUCACUUAUUCCAGGAUCCACUGUGCGUUGACCAAGGGUCAGACUCCUGGAUCUGUGGCAUUGGCCACAGAGGGCAACAAGCUCCCCUCUGUCAUGCCUCCAGACUGGGGUUCAAUUCCUUCUUCCUUAAGCUCCAUGGAGCUCCUGACACAAAGGUGGAGUCUUUAGUCUCUGUGCUCGUAGGGCCCAGUUUCACCCUUAGUAGAAAACAUGUUAGUGAAACACAAAGUCUGAUGAUAGAGAGGAAAUGAAAUUGAAGCUCUGAUAAAAGAUGAUGUGACACUUGCCUCAGUACCUGGGGUCCUGUUCAGGGUUGCAAGAGCUGGAUCAGCAAUUAACACCUAAGGGAGUCCUUUAGCUAGUUAGGGCUGUAAUCACCAGCUGAAUGAGCUUAUUUACCUCAUCACUUUGUAAAGUGGAAGUUCUAUUUUUGUGAGCUAUUUUCCAAUAACUUUGCAAUUUAUAUUUUUCAAAAGCAUAAGUGAUAGAGCACACUUAUUUAUUAUAGGAAGACAAUGCUAGUAAAUUUAAUCUAUUACUUUUGCUACGAGCUAUUAGCUGUAUGUACGAAGACUAAUAGGUUACAUCAAUUAUAUAAAGUGUUGCUAUUUACUAAAACCAAACAACAUUUCCUCUUACAAAACUACCACACUAGAUUGAAGUCUGCACAACGCAUCAAUUCUAAUGUCCUGUUGGGAAUUCAUUUCUUGAGCAGAGAACAGGCUGCAAAGAGUUUACAGAGCCAAUACACCCCUUUGAUUUAUAUAAGAGCUUUAAUUUUAAUGGGGCACAUGGAGUCUGACUGUCUUUGCUAUAGUGGAUUUGGCAAGCUGUCGCAUUUUGCUAAAGGAAAUCUGAUCAGCACUGUGUUUCUCUGGGAUGGUCUAGCUGUCAGAGAGAGCAGAGGCCUAAUAGUAUAAGCCCAGGUCUGGGAAACAGAUAUUUCCAAGUUUUCAUCAAAGCACUAACACUGAAUCUGUGUCUUUGCCUCAGUUUCCCUAUGUAAAUUGGGAUAACAAUAUUUACCUUUGAUAGGGAAUAAUCUUCCGCUGAGCUCAAGGGUUAAAAACCUAGGGAGCUGAGGGUGUUCAACUAGUCCCACACUAAGGAGUGAAAAGUCUCUACACAUGGCACAAUUAAAGAAAAGACUUUAGCCAGAUACUUUGAUAAAUACUCAGAAAUCCAAAACUAGCUCUACAGAAUUUUCUCAGAAAUGAUGCUUGGGGUGGUAGCAGUGGUCUACUCUAUACUCAGUGGUUCCUCCAUAUUUAGAAUUAGAAUAAUGAUGUUUGCAGAGAAAUUGCGGUGUAUGACCUGACAUUUUGUGUCAAAGAAGCACAUUAACCAGCCUUUUCCUUUUCCCCAAUUCAAUGAUUUAAUCACUUAUACAGACCUAUUAAUGCCUAGGUUUUAUUUUUAUUUAUUUAUUUGUGUAUUUAUUUCUUUUGCAGGGCUUGAUUAAUCCCUCUAAAGAUUUCACCACCAAUUCUAUGUGUACAUUUGACUAUAAAGAACAGAUGCCAAAAUGAAUGCAAGCCACACAUGGUCACCUGCACACACAAAAAGGGGGGAGGGAGGGAGAAAGAGCUCAGAACUGAUUACUUAGAAAUAUUAUUUAGAACAUUACUUAUAAAAUAUACUUAGAAAGCUUUCCUUGUGGCUGAUCUCCUUCUCCUACAAGAAUGCUGAAAAACGAGGUGCCGUACAGGUUUUGAUCAUCUAGUCCAUUAAUUUUUUUAAAGUAAACAGACCCACAUACACGCCCGAAGCUGUAAUAGCUACAGGUACCCAGUUUCCAAAUGAGCCAUGGUCCCUGAUCUCAAUGUUUAUCCUAUAAAAUUUAACUUGCCAACUUACUUUGCUGUAUUUGCCACCACGGUGAACUGUGGCCAAACUGACCUUGAUCUUUUCAUGAAGAUUGUUUUAAUUAGCCAUGAGCCAAACAUUUACAAUUGCCUUUUCCCCAGCUUCUGUCUUUUGGAUCCUAUUCUGCAAUGAAGUAAUCAGCACAAACCAAGGGCCACAUUUCAAUAUCCUUAUUCAUAUUGAGGAGCACCUUGCUCCUCAGGAGGUCUCAUUACAGUCAGUGGGAAUAUUCAUGAAGUAAUAUGUUACUUGACACGAGUAGGAGUAUCAGAAUCUGGUCCUUAAUUUCCUCUUCAGCGGUCUACAAGGGAACAAAACAAGUGUGUGUGUGUGUGUGUGCGUAUAUAUAUAUAUAUAUCCACUUCUGCCACUCAAGAACACCUUCAGCUCAAGUCAGUGAGAACUGAAGUGAAUGGGUGUUGAGGAUAUACUGCACUUCUCAGGUCUGGACAAAAAAAAGGUACCUGCCCAGAAUUAAUUUGGCUAUUGGUCCAUCUCUAUUUUUAACAAUAUCUUCAAAAAGCCUUAGCAUUUUAUUUACCCAGAAGAAUC
Chrysemys picta bellii (western painted turtle) is the source of this 15728-nucleotide messenger RNA. RefSeq names its product leucine rich repeat and Ig domain containing 2 (gene LINGO2). The record is from RefSeq and is a predicted model, not a curated record. Gene Ontology annotation, cellular component: extracellular matrix. Gene Ontology annotation, molecular function: protein binding. NCBI's taxonomy places the organism in Eukaryota, Metazoa, Chordata, Testudines, Emydidae.